This is a messenger RNA of Aspergillus heteromorphus CBS 117.55, 2536 nucleotides long. Its product is annotated as putative chromatin assembly factor 1 subunit B. NCBI's taxonomy places the organism in Eukaryota, Fungi, Ascomycota, Eurotiomycetes, Eurotiales, Aspergillaceae. The transcript is spliced from 6 exons. The coding region runs from base 150 to 2249 and encodes 699 amino acids. Gene Ontology annotation, biological process: nucleosome assembly; DNA replication-dependent chromatin assembly. The record is from RefSeq and is a predicted model, not a curated record. Gene Ontology annotation, molecular function: protein binding. Gene Ontology annotation, cellular component: nucleus; CAF-1 complex.
CUCAAUCCCACUCUUCUCCCCUCCCGUCCUCGCGGUUGCGACACCGCCUCCUAUUCCGGACAUUUCUCGAUCCCCUCACGGGGCGCAUAACGGACGCUGGCCCUCCCUCGUUGUUUCCCAGGGGCCCUCAUUGAGCGGCCGUGCUCAUCAUGAAGGCCAGCCCGUUGCUCAUCUCGUGGCACAACGACAAUGCCCCCAUCUACUCGGUUCAUUUUGACCCCAAUGGCAAAGGUCGCUUGGCUACGGCCGGAAAUGAUAACAACGUCCGACUAUGGAAAGUGGAAUCAACGGGCGAGGAACGGAAGGUAUCCUACCUGAGCACGCUAGUCAAACACACCCAGGCCGUCAAUGUGGUCCGUUUCAGUCCUAAAGGCGAGAUGCUGGCAUCUGCCGGGGAUGACGGCAACGUCCUCUUGUGGGUCCCAUCGGAAUUGCAAACACAGUCUGGGCUGGGAGAAGACCGUUCGGACGAGAAAGAAACAUGGCGUGUGAAGCACAUGUGUCGCUCGUCCGGUGCGGAAAUCUACGAUCUCGCUUGGUCGCCGGAUGGUGUUUUCAUCAUCACAGGGAGCAUGGACAACAUCGCUCGAAUCUAUAACGCCCAAACAGGACAAAUGGUGCGCCAGAUUGCCGAGCACUCACACUAUGUCCAAGGGGUAGCUUGGGACCCCCUCAACGAGUUCGUUGCGACGCAGUCGUCAGAUCGGUCCGUCCACAUUUACAGUUUGAAAACAAAGGAUGGCCAAUUUACUCUCACCUCACAUGGAAAAUUCCUUAAGAUGGAUCUUCCUGCCAAACGCAUCUCAUCCAGCAGUCCAGCCCCGCCGGAUCUUUCGCUUCGCUCCCAACCCCCAGCACCGAGCUCUGCUGCUAUCGCCUCGCCCGCCCCCUCGACUCCAGGCACGCCGAUGACCUCCAAUUUACCCAUGGAUCCCCCCCCCGUGUCGCACAGCCGCCGAUCAUCUUUUGGAUCCUCCCCGUCGAUCCGUCGCUCGGCCUCUCCGGCACCAUCCCUACCUUUGCCUGCCGUCAAGCCGCUGGAAGUGCCCUCUCCAAGUUUUUUGGGCGGCCUGGGCGUGAAGAACGCCAAUCUUUAUGCUAAUGAGACCUUCACAUCGUUCUUUCGGAGAUUGACGUUUGCCCCCGAUGGGAGCCUGUUGUUCACCCCCGCAGGCCAGUAUAAAGCCUCUCAUGUCUCUGCGACGGAUCCUGCAAAGACUACGGAUGAGAUUAUCAACACAGUAUAUGUGUACACCCGUGCGGGAUUCAACAAACCGCCCAUCUCCCAUCUCCCGGGCCAGAAGAAACCCUCUGUUGCAGUCAGGUGCUCGCCCAUCUUUUACACUCUACGACAGGCUCCCCAGCCUGCCAAGCAUAUCACAUUGGAUACGUCAUCCGCCGAGGAGUCGUUUCUAUCUCUCCCUGAUCCGGUAGUGAGCUCCACGGGGGACAGCUCUAUGGAGCCUCCAACAUCAGCACCUGAUCCGGCGAAGAACACCCCCAAGACCACCGACCGCGCUGCCAGCCAAAGCCCCCUCCCAGCGUUCACGCUGCCCUACCGAAUUGUGUAUGCCGUAGCGACGCAGGAUGGGGUCAUGGUGUAUGACACACAGCAGCAGACACCGAUAUGCGUGGUCAGCAACCUGCACUUUGCCACCUUCACGGAUUUGACAUGGUCCAACGAUGGAUUGACUCUGAUAAUGAGCUCGUCGGAUGGGUUCUGUUCGACGCUCGCAUUUUCUCCCGGGGAGCUGGGCCAACCAUACACGGCUCCGGUGGCGGCGGCGGCUCAGCCAACGCCCACCAAUAGCACCCCUACGACCAAACCCAGCCCGGCGCAAGUCCCUCCCGCAAGCCCUGCACGGUCCAACUCAGUAUCCUCGGUUACCACCCAGUCCGGCUCCCAGCAGCCUGCGGGAACGGUGGUCAACAACCCGACGCCCACCCUCGGGGCUGUGCCGUUGGUGACCGCAGCCCAUUCAUCCCAGCCUCCGACACUUCCGCUCACUACCCCGCCACAGACCCCCAUGUCUGCAGCCUCCCAAAGUGGGACAAGUCAUGUCAGCAACAGCGUUCUGGGCAAACGCGCCGGGGAGUCCGAGAAGGAGGACGACAAAGAUCAGAGCGCCGCGCCGCCGGCCCAGCAACCACCGAAAAAGAGACGGGUCGCACCGACACUUAUAUCAGCGGGCACCGACCCUUCUGCCGCAGCAAGAGACCAACCACCCAAUGCUGACGUGGGGGGUUAGAAUCAUCCGUCCGGUAGACAAAAACCAUCCCUUCUUUCCCCUUUCCCCCCUCUUUCCCCGCCCAAGUGUAACUCCCUCCUAUGUUGUCAAGUAUGGGUUUCGUUUCGGAUGAUCUGAGUUGCUACGAUAUUCCGCUGGCUGAUGAUUUUACGUCCCCCCCCCUUCGUUGCUUAUCUAUCUAUCUAUCUAUAUCCAUCGUCCGUUAUGCCCCCCCUCUCAGAUGGGUUACGGUUCGUCGUGCUGGGAUGGGAUCCCGGUAGAGUUUCAGGUCUGGUCAUGGCAUGCAU